AUGGCCCUGGCGACGCUGGGCCCUGGCGGUGCUCUCCGCCGGCCUGGGCGUGCGGGGCCUUGGCUUCUGCCCGCCGUGGUCGCGGAGCGCGCCAGACGCGCGGCACCAGGGAACCAGACGCUCUGGAAGCCAUAUGCGCUCUCGCUCCUCAAAGACGCCAAAUUCUUCAGAGACCUAACCUCAGAGCAGCUGGAUGACACCGCGAAUCUGAUGAUGGUGGAGCUUUUUGAGCCAGACGUCACGGUCUUCAAGCAGGGCGAUCCCGGGGAUAAGUUCUUCAUCGUUGCGGAUGGUGAAGUUAAGGCCUAUGUGGAGCAACCCGGCGAAGGGGACCAGCCGCCAAAGGAGGAGAUGGUGAAGCACUAUCGCACUGGCGAGUAUUUUGGGGAGCUUGCAUUGUUGACCAAGGCCCCGCGGAGGGCGUCGAUCCGGAGUUGCGGAGAGGGGCAGACGCUGCUCCUCUGGAUCUCCCGCAGCGACUUCGAGCAGACCCUGGGCUCCCUCAGAGAGCUGCUUCUGCGGAAUGCCGCCUUCCGACCGGCUUCCAGAGCUCUGAAGCAGGAGGAGCAGCUCGCCCGGGCCUCCCCCUUGGAGCAGGUCUUUGGGCUGCCGGGCUCCACGAGGCGCCUGGUCCUCACCGUCUUGGUGUAUCUCCUCGCAGGCACCAUCUACUACACGUACAUGGGCUUUGAGGAGCUGGAGCGCACGACUCCGGCAGUGGCCCUCUACUUCUGUGUGGAAACUGCCCUGGCUGUUGGCUUCGGAGUCCUGACACCGCGAGGCGAUAGCUCGCCUUUCUUCACCUCGGCAUUUGUCAUCAGCGGUGCCGCGAUCUUAGUUAACUUCCUCUCCGGGGUCUUCGCCGACGUGCUCGAAGAGGCCGAGGAGAAGAGGAGGAUGCGCGGAAGCGAGGCAGGAGUCCUCAUUGGAACUGCUGCGCCUUUGGUUCUCUGGUGGCUGGUGGGUCUUGUCUACGGGCGUGUCCACGAGGGAUGGGACUGGGGCAAGGCGACCCUCUUCGCCAUCAGUGCCAGCUCCUCCGUGGGUAUCCAGGGCCUGGACUCAAAGGACGAUAUAUCCCUUCUGAUGUGCGCGGGCUAUCUUCUGGUAGGAGUUCCGCUGUAUGCGUCUGUCAUCGCGCGCCUAUCCAUUUUGGUGGCGGACGACAUCCUCCAGCGUCGGCAGCAGGAGAUAAAGAAGCGGGCCAUCAUGGCGCUGGAUGGUUGCGAUGAGGAGUGCAGGCUCGAUGUCUUCUCCAUGUACGACCUGGACCAAGACGGCUUCAUUACCAAGGACGACAUCCCGGAGUUGCUCAAGUUCCUCUCGGCCUCCCGUGGUCUGGACAUCAGCCAGUCUGACAUCGACUUCCUCUUGGAAGAGUUCGACAAAGACGGUACGGGCCAGAUCAACCAGCAGGAAUUCCUUGGCGGCUUGAACCAGUGGCAGAACGCCGUCAAAGAGCGCGGCUGCCACGGCCCCGGCCCCCGCUUGGAGAUCGACCUCGGGAACUUCACGGUUAUCCUGGACCCUUCAGACAUCGCUCGCCUGGAGUUCAUCGAGGGUCAAGCCGAGACUGACGAGACGCAAGCCGCGCUUCCGGAAGGGUCAGAGGUGGGCAACACCAGCAGUGACAACAUGCUGCUGUCUGCAGGUGCUUCGCAGUCUUCGGCAGAGCCCGAUGCCGAAGCCCCCAGCUGCGUGCCCAUGCUCAUGCACAUCGACCUGCCGGAGCCGCUUCACCCGAAGACGCUGAUCCUCGGCGAGCCGGUGCUCCAGAGGUACUACACCGUCUUCGACGCCCGGGCCCCCAAGGUCGGCUUCGCCGCCGCGCGCCAUGCGCUCGAGGCGGAGGUGCCGUAG
Molecule: messenger RNA, 1860 nt
Organism: Symbiodinium sp. CCMP2592
Lineage: Eukaryota; Dinophyceae; Suessiales; Symbiodiniaceae
Source: the annotation of a GenBank genome assembly